AGAACAAAAGAGGAGCGGUGACCUAUCCGGAACCAUGCAGUAGGUGGCCAGUUUCGCAUCGGACAAUAAUUUUUGUAACUUCAACGGGCGCUUCAAAACUUAUUAGUAUCAGUAGUUAGUAGUUUCGGUUUUGUUUAAUAGUGUGUCGUGAUGCCGGCUGAAAAUCUACGAUGGGAAACUUUACUGGCUUUAAAAAAUUCACCGAAGGGAAACAUCACGUUCGAUCCGCACUGGCUGGAAAGGGGCGAUCAUAUUUUGGAAGGUUGUAAAGAGGCCCUCGUCUUGUCCUCGCACUGUGGGAUUGUACUGGAUCAUCUCGGAUCGUUGCCUUUGCAGAAGUCCUGCUUUCUGAGCUCCAGCUCUGGAGACUCCAGCCCUGGCCUGUCCAAGGAGAUCCCAGCCUCAUGUUCCUCCACAGGAUCUAUCCCUGACACCAAUGCUAAUCAAGGCCCAGCUUUAAAGACAGAACCUGAGCAGGCUGUAAGUGAUGAGGAGAAGGUUGAAAACUCGGAGGCGGAUGUCAGUGACAUUUCCAGUCCCGUGUCACUUUCCCUGCUGUCACCCAAAGCCAUGGAGACGGCCGGCCGCAUUAUCAAAUUUGAGGAGGAGCUGCGAGGAAAGGCCAAGAUGGCACUCAGACUGCGGCAGGACCUGCAGGAGAAGAUGGUGGUGGCAGCGGCAAGCUCGGAGACAGAGCAUCUGAAACGCUUUGAGGAGUUCGUGGAGCUGAAGCAGAGGCAGGAGUACCAGAGUAUGAGGGACAUGAUGGACAGAGAGUGAGAGCCCAUUCAGAACAUUUUUUAUGAAGAGAAGCUGAAGGAAGAGCAGCGAUACCGAAUGAAGGUCAUGAACCUGCGGCUGAGGGAGGCGGAGCAGCAGCGCCUGCGGGAGGCGGAGCUUGAGCGGCAGCGACAGACAGAGGGCAGGGAGAGACUCCGUAACCUCAACAGCAUCCAGGAGAAGAUCUUGCAGCUCAACCAGCAACUGGAGCCGUCCACCCAGACCAAUACCGAUCUCCCACCGGCCAGCCAGAGUUCCUACAGCACCCGUGGGAACCAGCUGUGCUCCCAGGUGUCAGAGGUGGUUCGGAAGACAGCAGAGGGGGAGUUUCCCAGCAUGGAGGACAUGACGGUGGCUGAUCGAGCCCUCCACGAGAUGAGGGCGCUGAUCCGGCUGAUGCAGGAGGAGGUGACCAAGGCUCAAGAGAAGAAGAAAGACCAGGAGAAGGAAGAAGCACGCAGGAAGCAGGCGGAGCUACAGGCGCAGCAGGAUGCACAGAAGAAGGCGGCACAGUCAGCUAAAGAGAGGGCACAGAGGAAAGGGCUGCAGACCAGUGCUGAGGAGAGCACGCUGAAAUGGUACAAGGACCUGCAGGACACAGCUGCUCAGUGCGCUCAGUCCUUCGAACAGCUCAACUCCCCAAAAGACGCCCAGACAAAGAAGCUGAAGCUGGAGCUCCAGAAAGCCGCCACCAUCCCUGUCAGUCAGAUCUCCGCCAACUCUGGCUCGCAGCUCAGAGAAAUCUUUGACAAGAUCGACAAGCUGCUGUCAGGACGGGCGGUGGUGUCGGGGGGCAAGUCUGUGUCCCCCUCCCAGCAUCCACAGGGCCUGGACUUUGUCAGCUACAAACUGGCUGAGAAGUUUGUGAAACAAGGCGAGGAGGAGGUGGCGGCUCAUCACGAAGCUGCCUUUCCCAUUGCUGUGGUGGCCUCUGGAAUCUGGGAACUGCACCCUCAGGUGGGGGACCUCAUCCUCGCACACCUGCACAAGAAGUGCCCCUACGCAGUCCCACAUUACCCUCCGAUGAAGGACGGCACCCCUGUGGAGGAGUAUCAGAGGAUUCUUGGUUACCGUGUGGAUGACUCUGGGGUCGAAGGUCAGGACAGUUUCCUGAAGAGGAUGUCUGGGAUGAUCCGUCUCUAUGCUGCCAUGAUACAGCUGAGGUGGCCCUACAGCUCCAAGCAGGGGCCUGUUCCUCACGGCCUGAACCACGGCUGGCGCUGGCUGGCCCAGAUGCUCAACAUGGAGCCUCUGGCCGACAUCACAGCAACACUGCUGUUUGACUUUCUGGAGGUUUGUGGCAGUGUGCUGAUGAAGCAGUACCAGGGCCAGUUCUUGAAACUCCUCCUGCUUCUCAAAGAGGAAUACUUCCCCAGAAUCGAAGCCGUGACCAGCAGUGGACAGAUGGGCUCAGUCAUCAGACUCAAACAGUUUCUAGAGACGUCGCUGCAGAGCCGACACAUCAGUCCACCCAAGGGCCAGCUGAGCUCCACGUUCUGGAGUUCGUGAUGGAGGAGGAGACCUGGUGACGCCUUUUUAAAAUGAGAAAGAUGUGGUGUGAUGCUGAGAAACCUCCUGCACGACUGAUCAGAGGGGAAGAAGAGUGCUGCUUCCUGCUCUGGUUUCAUUUACUGGACGCCUUAAAAAGCUGAUCGAGUUGCAGCCGGCGGCCAAACUCACCUACAUCUUUAGACUAUGACAGAUUUAUCAGCAGUUUGUCAGGGAGUGCUUCCUCGUCAAAUGCGUCUUAUUACAGCUUUAAGAUGCGUCAUAAUUAACGUGUGCGGCAAAAAGAGCCACAGCUUCUUUCUGAAACAAGGUCACGUGAUCAUGAUGCACUGUGUUGAGAUGUAAACUUCUGAACCCUCCAGACGAAUCAGUUCUCCGGUGCUGGAGAUGAUAAUGUGCAUUUUAUCAGUUUGCUGCUGGUUUGUUGACGUUUCUGUGGGAAGCGGCUGUUUGUUUUACUUUGGCCACUGCAGCAUCACUCUGCUGUUUGUGUUUUUAUUCAGAGCUAUGUUGAAUGAUUUGAACGGUUGCUAUUUAUUUUUUAUGAAUCCACCAUGUCGAAGGAAGAUUAGUGGUUUGAUGGGUAAUCACUAAGAAGGAAGUUAUGCAAGGAGACAAAUACAAUGGGGAGUAACUGCACAGCUGGUCCUCAGGCUGAAGCACAAAGCUUUGUUUGAGCUGAGGGUUUUUCAGGUGUACCACUAAGAUUGUGAUCCUCAGGAGUCGUGCACAAAUGUCUCCAUGUAUAAACUGAAUGUCAGAAAUAAAACCUCGUCUGCAGUUUACUGGA
Molecule: messenger RNA, 3079 nt
Organism: Monopterus albus (swamp eel)
Lineage: Eukaryota; Metazoa; Chordata; Actinopteri; Synbranchiformes; Synbranchidae
Gene: gle1
Product: GLE1 RNA export mediator
Exons: 15
Biological process (GO): poly(A)+ mRNA export from nucleus
Cellular component (GO): cytoplasm; nuclear pore cytoplasmic filaments; nuclear pore
Molecular function (GO): phospholipid binding; inositol hexakisphosphate binding; translation initiation factor binding
Source: RefSeq, a predicted model, not a curated record